This is a messenger RNA of Solenopsis invicta (red fire ant), 941 nucleotides long. RefSeq names its product GILT-like protein 1 (gene GILT1). Lineage: Eukaryota; Metazoa; Arthropoda; Insecta; Hymenoptera; Formicidae. The transcript is spliced from 5 exons. The coding region runs from base 81 to 794 and encodes 237 amino acids. The record is from RefSeq and is a predicted model, not a curated record. Gene Ontology annotation, molecular function: oxidoreductase activity, acting on a sulfur group of donors, disulfide as acceptor.
GUAUCUCCCUCUCUCGUGUCCGUCGACUAUUGUCCGCAGCAGGUUUAAAACGACUCCUCUGCUGCUCACUUUUCAACAGCAUGACCAUGCGAUACUACUUGUCGGUUUCUCGGCUGGCGGCCGUUGUUUUUGUCGCGCUCGUCUCUCACGGCAUUCUGUCUGAUGCGCAGUCGGCCGAUAAUGAACCGAAUAAGAACGUCGUCAACGUAGACGUUUACUAUGAAUCGUUAUGCAGCGAUAGUAUGCGAUUUAUCGUAAAUCAACUCGUGCCGUCGUAUUCGCAAUUGAAACAACAUAUCGAUAUCACAUUUGUUCCUUAUGGAAAAGCUACGCACACGCGCGAAAGUGAAACCGGUCCGUGGCAGUUCUCGUGUCAACAUGGAGCCGCCGAGUGCCGUGGGAAUAAGGCCCAGGCGUGCGCGAUUCACUCCAUACGGUCCUCCGAGGCGGUCGAGAAUCAUCAGCCGCUGACGGUCAAUCUGGUCGGUUGUGUAAUGCCCGCUGAAAACCCGCCGUCCGCUGUCCCACAGUGUGCUCAAGAUGUCGGCUUGAGCGAAAAAACACGAAAGUUGAUCGACGACUGCAUCGCGAGCCCGCUGGCGGAUGAUUUGCUCGCGGAGAACGGCGACAAAACGCAGGCCCUCGAGCCACCCUUGAGAUUCGUUCCGACAAUCGUGAUCAACAAGGUAUAUUCGAAGGAAAAUCAGGACGAGGCACUAAGAAACUUCCCCAACCUCAUCUGUCGGCAUUUGACGGCAGAGGGAAAGCCGGGCAUCUGCAGUAGGGAGAAAUAAAGAAGAUGAAAGGAGAGAAAACCCACAGGGCCGAGUCGCGUGUUGAAAGUGCGGGGAUGGAUAAUCGCUCUGUCGAAAUAAAUGAUAUAUUUUGUCUAUAAUAUACAUAAGUACCUAUGUACAAAAAUAUAUACGAUUUGUCAAGUA